Solea senegalensis (Senegalese sole) is the source of this 6944-nucleotide messenger RNA. RefSeq names its product unconventional myosin-XVIIIb-like. The record is from RefSeq and is a predicted model, not a curated record. The transcript is spliced from 44 exons. Gene Ontology annotation, cellular component: myosin complex. The coding region runs from base 286 to 6681 and encodes 2131 amino acids. NCBI's taxonomy places the organism in Eukaryota, Metazoa, Chordata, Actinopteri, Pleuronectiformes, Soleidae. Gene Ontology annotation, molecular function: protein binding; cytoskeletal motor activity; ATP binding.
AUUUCUGACUAUAGCUGCCCGUGUCCCUCAGUCUCAGUCUCAGUGUGAGUGUGAGUGUGUGUCAGCGGGUCUCUUUGUUGACCUCACAGGAUUUACCUGAUCUGGACCUUUCAGCCGUUUCUUUAUCAUUUCAAAGCAGGUUGUGUGUCUUUCUCCGUGUGCACACACACACACACACACACGCCGCUGCUGUCACUCUGAGAUCACAUCAUCUGGCUGACACCUGUGUGACCCUCAUCCACCCCCUGCACACACACACACACACACACCUCCUGCUGUCCAGCCAUGGCAUUGUCUUCACGAUUAAAACUGUGGGAGCAGAAGAUCAAAGAGGAGAAGAAGCCGGUGGCCGAAGCAGUGGCUCCUCCUCCUCCUCCGCUGUCAGCAGUGCCGGGCGGCUUCCUCAAACAGCUGGUCAGAGAGUCGGAGAAGGAGACCAAGCACAAAGAACCAGAGGUCAAAGAGGACAGAGCUCCGAGCAAACUGAGCGACAACCUCGUGCAGCAGUUCCUCAACCCGGAUCAGACUCCUCCCAUCUUGGAGGCUGAGAUGGCCCUCAGAGCUGAACUUUUCACCGGCAACAGCAGGCAAGAAAAUAACUCUGCACCAUCGGAUGGCAGGUCCUCUUCCCACAGGUUCAUCUUCACUGACGGCACGCAGCAAGCCAGGGAGGAAGUGAUGCUGGCGCUUCCAAAGCAGCAGGACAGGAAGUCAGAGGAGAAGAAGAACAGGAAGAUGCCACAGGCUGAGCACAAGGAGAGGACAGAGGAGGUGAAGAAGGUGAAGAAAGAGGUGGUGGAGGAGGUAGAGGAGAGGCAGGAGCCAGAGGGACGGCAAGCAGACGCGGCUGUAACAGAACAUCAGAGAGAGGUGAGGGACGUGUGGUAUGAAGCUGGAACUGUGUGGUGUGUCCAAAAAGACGGAUUCACCCUGGCCACUCAGUUGAAGCCAGAUGAAGGCACACCUGAACUCCCAGAAGGCCGAGUGAGGGUCCGUCUGCGGACAGACGAGUCAUUGCAUGACGUGUCACAGUAUGAAAUAGAGAAGUGUAACCCCUCAGAGCUGGACCUGUGUGAGGACCUGAGUGACCUGCACAGUGUGAACGAGUGUGGCGUUCUCCACACACUCAUCACUCGAGCUAAAGUCAACAUGCCACUCACACAUGCUGGACCCAACCUGGUCAACUUCUGGCCUCCGCUGCAAGCUCAUAGCAAGACCCCAAAGUCUCGGCGAGGAGAGUCAGUGUGGGACGCUCCUCCUGCUCUGGCUGCGUUGGUCAAACGAGUGUACGUGUCCAUGGUGGGCACCCGCAGGGACCACAGUGUGUGCGCGCUGGGACGCAGUGGGACUGGCAAGACUACGGCAUGCCACGCCUUCACUCAUGCUCUCCUCAGACAGGCCGGUACAACUGGAGAGAACAUCAGUGUGGAGCGUGUGCAGGCCAUGUUCACCGUCAUGAGGUCGUUUGGCUGCGUGAGCUCGCAGCACAGUGACGCUUCAUCACGAUUUGCCAUGGUCUUCUCACUGGACUUUAAUCAUGCUGGACAGGCCGCUGCUGGACACCUGCAGACCAUGAUGCUGGAUAAAUGGCGAGUGUGUCAGAAAACUGCAGGAGAGAGCAACUUCCUGGUCUUCUCUCAGAUGCUGGCAGGACUCAGCACAGAGAUGAGGACAGAACUGCAGCUGCACCAGCUCCCAGAAGUCAACUCGUUCUGCAUUGUAAAUCCCACCAAGGUGGAGGAGAAACAGCGGGCGUCCGUUGCCUUCACUAAGCUGCUAACUGCCAUGGAAACACUGGGCUUCACAGCCAGCGAGCAGAAAGCCAUAUGGCACGUUCUGGCUGCUAUUUAUCACCUGGGAGCUGCCGGGGCCUGCAGAGUGGGCAGGAGACAGUUUGUGAAUUUCGACAGCGCUCAGACUGCCAGCAGCGUUCUGGGAUGUGAAGGAGAAGACCUGCACACAGCUGUGUUCAAGCAUCACCUUCGCCAGCUGCUGCAGAGAGCAACCACUGGGGGCAGCAGAGAGAAGAGCCCUGCUGAGGAUGAAGGUCCCAGGUUGACGGCUCUUCAGUGUGUUGAAGGAAUGGCUGCAGGGCUCUAUGAGGAACUGUUCACUGCUAUAGUCUCACUCGUCAACAGGGCUCUGAGCGGUCAGCAGCUGACAUUAGCCUCCGUGAUGGUGGUGGACACACCGGGCACGAGGAACCCGCGACACUCGGCAGAGGAACGAGCUGCCGGCUGGUCUGAGUUCUGCCACAACUACCUGCAGGAGAGGCUGCUGCAGCAAUACCACACACACACCUUUAGACACACUCUGGAGAGAUACACACAGGAGCAGAUCCCUGUGGAUUUUGAGUGUCCAGAGACUAGUCCUGCUGAGGUGGUGUCGUCCAUCGAUCAGGCUCCUCCACAGGUUCGGGCAGCAGAUGGAGACCCCAGAGGUCUGUUAUGGGUUCUGGAUGAGGAGAUGGUGACCCCUGCCUCCAGUGAGAACAGAGCCUUGGAGAGAGUCAGCCAGUAUUACAGCAAUUCUGUGCGUCAGUGUGAGCAGCCACUGCAGUGUGAGGUGAACCACAUGAUGGGCUGUGACCCGGUUCGCUACGACCUCACUGGAUGGUUUGGUCUGAUCCAGAACAAUCCAUCUGCUCUCAAUGCCAUCUGUUUGCUGCAAAACUCCACCAUUGGCGUGGUGAAAGCCAUGUUUACACCCCGAAUCUCCGUGCCCCCUCUGUGUCGGGGUUUGGGGGGGUUGGAGGGCGGCAGUCAGCGCUCUCUGCAGAGGAAUGGCAUGAUUCGAAAGACAUUCAGCGGGGGAAUGGCAGCCAUACGCAGGCACUCCCAGUGCAUAGCAGUCAAACUACAGGCAGAUGCUCUACUUAACCUGAUUCGUCGAGCUCGCCCAGUGUUCCUGCAGUGUGUCAGCGCAAAGGCAGACAGUGGGAAUUUUGAUGUGGCGUCUCUGAGAGUCCAGCUGCACUCCACACACAUCCUGCAGGCCCUGCAGCUCUAUCGCACAGGUUUUCCAGACCACAUGACUCUGAGUGACUUCCGCUGUCAUUUCCAGGCCUUGUCUCCUCCAAUUAUGAAACGUUACGCGUCGAUGUUUGUCAGUCAUGACGAGAGAAAGGCCGUGGAGGAGUUGCUGGUUGAGUUGGAUCUGGAUAAAAAGGGCAUCGUCGUCGGGGCCAGCAGGGUGUUCAUGAAGCGAGGUGUGCUGCGUUUUCUGGAGGAGCAGAGGGACCAGCAGGUCACCAGCUGGUUGUUGUAUCUGCAGGCCUCCUGCAACGGACACUUGGCCCGUCAGAGGUACCGCAAACUCAAGGUGCAGCAGAUGGCCAUCAGCUGUCUGCAGAGGAACCUGCGGGCUCUAAGGGGUGUGGCCAAGUGGAGCUGGUGGAAACUUUUCUGUCGAGUUCGUCCUAUGCUCGAUGUCAACAUGGACAACGAGAGGCUCAGGAUCAAAGAGGACGAGGUUUCAGGUCUGAGGCGACGGCUGGAGAAAUCAGAGAAAGAGAGGAACGAGCUGAGGCAGACUGCAGACGUCCUGGAGACCAAGGUUACAGCCGUGACAUCUGAGCUAAGUGAUGAGCGUUUCCGUGGUGAUGCAGUGGGACAGGCUCUGGACGUGGAGAGAGCAGAGAGACUUAGACUCAGCCGGGAGAACAGAGACCUGCAGGCUCGUUUAGACCAGUGUAAAGUCACCAUGGAAACACUGGAGAAGCAGCUGGAGGAGGAGAAACAGAGAGCGAAGACGGCCGAGAGUCACCGAGCAGCAGGGACAGACAGUGAGCUGUCCAUGCAGCUGGAGUGCUGCCAGACCGAGGUCGAGUUUGUCCGCAGACGUCUCAAGCAGAUGGAGGAAAAACUGGAGACGGAGAGACAGACGCGACAACAGCUCGACACCAAGGUGGCGACGCUGCAGGCCCAGCUGGAACAGUCCAGGAGGAGCACGACAGAGCUGAAGCGUCAUUGUCGCCGGGUGACCUCUGACCUUCAGGACGCACGAGUCCUCGCCGACAGCCUGCAGAGCCGCAUGCAUGAGCUGGAGCGCAAACAGAGGAGGUUUGACAGCGAGUUGACUCAGGCUCUGGAGGAAGCUGAUAAUGAGCGAGAGCAAAAGGACAAAGCCUUCCAGGAAAACGCGUCUCUGGGGUCUGAGAUAUACACUCUGCGCCGCAACCUGCAGGAGAGCCAGUCGGAGGUGUCUCGCCUGCAGAAGCAGAAGGAGGAGCUGUGCGCCCAGAUCCGGGACCUCAGCCUGCCCGUGGAUCUGGCCUCGGAGUCGCUCCCUGACCUCAAGAAACAGCUCAGACUCCUGGAGGGCCAGGCCAGUGAGAGGGCGGAGGAGGUCACCCAGCUCUCCGCCAAGAUACAGCAGCAGCACCAGAUCCACAUGAGGUUUGAGGUGGAGAUGGAGAGGAUGAAGCAGAUCCAUCAGAAGGAGCUGGAAGACAAAGACGAGGAGUUAGAGGAUGUGCACAAGUCGUCUCAGAGGCGGCUGAGGCAGCUGGAGAUGCAGUUAGAGCAGGAGUAUGAAGAGAAGCAGAUGGUGAUUCAUGAGAAGCACGACUUGGAGGGACUCAUUGCAACUCUGUGCGACCAGGUGGGACACAGAGACUUUGACGUGGAGAAGAAACUGAGGCGAGACCUGAAGAGGACUCACGCUCUGCUCGCCGACGCCCAGCUGCUCCUUGCCACUGUUGACAGCUCGGGACAGAAUGUGCCCAACGGCAGUAAGGAGCAGAUAGAGCGCCUACACUGUCAGCUGGAGGAGAGUGAAGCGAGGCGUCUCGAGGCUGAGAGCAUUCAGGAGGCCCUCUCCCAGGGGCUGGAGAACACUCAGAUUGAACUGGAAAACAUCUGCAAACAGAGGAGUGUGGUGGAUGAGCAGUUAGCCCUACUGCAGCAUGAGAAGGUGGACCUCCUGAAGAGGCUGGAGGAGGACCAGGAGGACCUCAACGAACUCAUGAAGAAGCACAAAGCGCUCAUUGCACAGUCCUCCAAUGACAUCUCUCAGAUCAGAGAGCUGCAAGCCGAACUGGAGGAGAUGAAGAGACAUAGACACUCUCUGCAGGAAGAGCUCCAGCAGUCGGUGUCAAGGGUGCAGUUCCUGGAGUCCUCCACUGUGGGGCGUAGCAUUGUCAGUAAACAAGAGGCACGUGUCUGUGACCUGGAAAAUAAACUGGAGUUUCAGAGAGGCCAGGUCAAGAGAUUUGAGGUGCUGGUGUUGCGUUUAAGGGACAGCGUGGUUCGCCUGGGGGAGGAGCUGGAGCAGAGCGCCCGGGCUGAGGCUCGGGAGAGAGAGAACGCUCGCUACUACCAGCAGCGCCUGCAGGACAUGAGGCUGGAGAUGGAUGAGCUGACCCAGAGAGAGCAAGACAGCAGCCGCAGACGCAUGGAGCUGGAAAUGCAGGUGGAGGAGCUGACUGCUGUCAGGCAGACAUUACAGGCCGACCUCGAGACGUCCAUCCGCCGCAUCGUGGAUCUGCAGGCUGCCCUGGAGGAGGUGGAGUCGAGCGACGAGAGUGACAGUGAAAGCGUUCAAACUGCUGUGGAUUCCCUCACUCCAAAGAAAGACCUCGACUCUGUGUCCAGUGUUGGAACCGAGGAUGUCGGAGAGGGCAUUCGUCACUGGUUGGGAGUUCCAAGGGGAGGUGCCCGGGGCGGCGGCUCUCCCUACAGCAGCCGCCACUCUCUUGCCGACACCAUGAGCACCUACAGCUUCCGUUCUUGUGUGGAUCCUGUAGACGAAGGUUCUGAGGCUGGAGGACAAGGUUCCAGAGGUCUCGGCCGAGCCCCGUCCUCCUCCGCCCUUUCUGAACUGCUGGAUGGACUUCGAAAGCGCAGAACCGGUGCUGAGAAAGGAGACGGAGCAGGCAGCGCCGUCUCCUUACCGAUAUAUCAAACAACCGGAGCCGCCGCUCUAAGACGGAGAACUUCAGCCCUCUCACUCAGUCCAGAUGAUGUCCAGGAGCCCAGACCUGGACCCAGCAUCCUCAAACCCCCGUCCCCUCUCCUGCCACGUGCUGCCAGCACUCGCUCCAUCACCGACUCUCAUACAGCUGUCGGUAACUCCACAGCUGCAGCCAAACUCUCUCGCUUCAACUCCAGUGAUUCGCUCUGUUCCCUUCCCUCGUUGCCUCGCCUCUCCUCACUGGCUUCCUCUCUCUCCGCUCGCCAUCCCCCUCCCUCCCUAUCCAUCCCAGAGGAGGACCCUGAGGAGCCCCGCCGCUCUGUGACGACCCCCGUCAAGCGCUCCCCACAGCCACUGAGGCGGUGCAUGCUGGAGAGUCUGGCGACAGAAGAUGGCGGCGAAGCCUCUCUGGGUUCAGAACCCAUGGUCUUCCAAAACCGACGUCUGACCGGGGAUGACGGCGACGCGGCGUCCGACAUCUUGCCCGCCAUCCGGAGAGCUCAGUCCACCAGCAGCCUGGCUGGGUCUGUCAGAGGUGGCAGGAGAACGCUGAGCGUCCACUUUGGAGAGCUGCCCCCCUCGACGCGCAGCAGGAAAGGCUCUGAAACCGAGUCCUCCAGCUCAGGUGGAUCAGGAGGAAGCUCCCAGACCGGCUGGACAAGGCAACGGCUUCAGAGGCCAGAGGGAGAGAGACUGGAGGCAGAAGGUAGUGAGGGCGGAGAUGUGGCAUCAGUCAUGAAGAGGUACCUGAAGAAGGAGAUUGACUGAAGUCGAUGAGCUCACGUGUCAGCGUCUUUGUGUCCACAUUCGACAGUGAGCUUCACACAAGGACAGAAGGACAGAAGGACAAUGUCAGGAGCUGCUGCAAUCAAGACUGAAGGGAAUACUUCAAGGAUGUUUCUUUUGACUCCGUGUCAACGUUGAAUCCAGCUGAAAAUACACAUGUUCACUCCACAUGCACUCAAUCACCGGUGUUUUCAGACAAUCACUGUUAAUGAAGAAUAAUAAUAAUAAAAAAAACAAGAACGUUU